Trichoderma harzianum CBS 226.95 is the source of this 1170-nucleotide messenger RNA. RefSeq lists its product as hypothetical. The record is from RefSeq and is a predicted model, not a curated record. NCBI's taxonomy places the organism in Eukaryota, Fungi, Ascomycota, Sordariomycetes, Hypocreales, Hypocreaceae. Bases 1 to 1170 code for a protein of 389 amino acids. The transcript has a single exon.
AUGGCGUUACUAUUCAACCCAUUCUUUGGCUUUACAUCAGCCAACUACAGCACCGAUGGCUUCUCCAAUCCUGUCAUUGGCCCAUCAUCCGGCGGUGGCUCGACUUGCAUUUCUGGCCAUGUCGCGGUGUCUGUGAAUACAACCGGCACCAAACUUCUUUACGAGGCACCUGAAGAUCAAAGGGCUGUAACGGAGUCAUUUGUCGAGUUGUUCCAGGCGGACGCUGCCUGGAUCUCCAAAGUCAUCGCUGGUGGGCCCAGUGUUAUAUCCGGCCGUUACAAUAUUUUCGUCAAGCUCUGCCUAUCCACAGACCCUGACAAGUUGGCCCAGGUCAAGACAGUCCAACUGUUGACACACGGAGCCACUCUCGACCACACUUACUGGGACAUUGCCCCAGGCUACAGCUACGUCGACGAGGCUUCUGCAGCAGGAUACGCUACGCUCUCCUACGACCAGUUGGGCGUGGGGAAGUCCGAUCACCCGGAUCCCAUCCAGGUUGUGCAGGCAACUGCUCAGGUCGCUGUCACGCAUGAGCUGGUUGGUCUGCUCCGGCAGGCCAAACUUGGCGGUUACAGUUUCGACAACGUCGUAGGUGUUGGGCACAGCGCGGGAAGUACGCUGACACAAGGCAUCACCACGCAAUAUCCGCAGGACUUCGACGCCGUAAUUUUGUCCGGCACCAGCGCCAGUGCUGCCUCAGUCGCACUAACCGUCGCAGCCUUCAACUUCAUUGAGGCAAACACAGACCCGGCACCGCAGUUCAAAAAAUUGCCCACAGGCUUCUUGACGCAGCAGUCGGCUACCGGAAUCCAGUUUGCCUUCUACCGGUACCCAAACUAUGACGAGGAUGUGUUCAGAAAACAAGUUGCCAACAAGCAGACGAAUACACUAGGAGUCCUGCUCACGCUGGGUGGCAUCGUUGCGCCGUCAACAGAGUUCACUGGGCCAGUCCAGAUUGUCAAUGGUCAACAUGAUCUCGUCUUCUGCGGCGGCAACUGUCUCUACCCAACGGAUCAAAACGUCGUGACUUUGUCAACGUUCUAUCCAGCUGCGUCGAAAGGGAGUCAAACGUAUAUCGCGGCGGGUGCUGGGCAUGCUAUUGCCGCCCACAAGAGCGGGCCGGAGAGUUUCCAGAAGAUGAUCCAAUUCUUAGAGACAAGCAGCCUGUAA